GUGACUGGAUUUUCUCUUUUAGUAUAUUUAAUUACGAUUUGAUCUUGAGGAAUUGGGGUUGAUUGUGAUUAAUUGAUACCGGAAGUGAGGGAAGGAAAGUUUGGUGACUUUUGUGCAUAGUUGCAUUGUAAUUCCACAAACGAGACUUCUUAUCGAUCAAAGAAAGAAGAGCAGAAAUACAACACCCAGGAUUGGCUGAUAGCGAAAAAGGUUGGCGGGAACAUCGAAAUUUACUGAAGUGAUCCGGGCUUUCAACAUUCGAUUACGAUAAGUGGGGAAAUCAUUCAUCAACAUAUUCUCGUCUUGCCUCAUCAUUUGGAAAGGGGAGAGGCCGACUUUCUUCAAGGAGAAUAUUUCCGCUGGUUCGGACGCCGGGAAGGCUGCGACGUUGAAGAAGGAGAGGAAGAUAAGACGAUUACGACUUACGAAUUUUCUGGUGAAGGCCGAUAUAUCUAGGACAAGAUGGACGCACUUAUGAGUGGGAUGAGUGGUGGGAUGGAUAUGGGUUCGAAUAUGAUGUUCAGACCUUAUAAUCAGAAGUUGGCGUUGGGAUAUUGGUAUAUUAUUGCCGGGUUUGUGGGUGCGGUGUUGCUGUGUAGGGGGUUUGAGAGGUGGAGAGAUUGGGAUAGACUUCGGAGAAGCAAAAUAGUUUCUCUAAAAUAUCCCACCAAACCGAGUAACCAAAUCCAAGAGAUAUACGCAACAGCUACAGCCAUUUUUCGAGAAUCAUCAUAUCCUCAAAUUCAUAUUUCAACUCCUUAUCUCUCAUGGUUAUCUCCUCCCUCGUCAGGCCGCACUAUUCUUCUUCUUUGCUACUGGGCAAUCUUGAUCUUCAUGAUGACAUACGACGUCACAAUAAAAGAUGCCUACUACUAUGAACGCAUUGGAUUUCGGGGCGCUUGGAUCUCAGUUACGCAAGUUCCGCUUAUCUACUUACUUUCUUCCAAGUCGAACAUCAUUGGAGCCUUGAUUGGAAGUUCUCAUGAAAGAUUGAACUGGUUUCAUCGUUGGGUUUCGAGGACCUUACUUCUUACUGUCACGGUUCAUGGUGCCUUCUUCUUUCAGGAAUGGGUCCGAGCAGACUUUGUCUCCUUUGAGCUUAAACUUAUGCCAAUGGUAAAGUAUGGAAUGGGCGCAUGGGGUAUACUGCUUUGGACCUUCUUAAGCUCCUUGAGUCCUUUGAGAAGGAUGGCUUAUGAAGUCUUCGUGUUGCAACAUAUUGCUUGCGCGGCAGUAUUUUUGUGGCUGUUGUACAUACACGUACCUGAGUAUGCUAGGUAUAACGUAUGGUUUGCUGUGGCGGCCAUGUCAUUUGACUGGGUUUUGAGAGGUAUCCUACUUGUUGUCAGGAAUUUCAGAGGGAAGGUUGUCGGAGCAGCUUGCAGAGGAAUGCAAAGAGUUGGCCAUCAAGCGGAGUUACAAGCUUUGAGUGAUGAUAUAACCAUAAUCAGUAUCAAGGACGCACCAUUCACAUGGAAAGCAGGUCAACAUAUGUAUCUGUGGCUUCCGAGGCUCGGUCCACUUGAGACUCAUCCCUUUACUAUCGCGAGUCCGUAUCAGACAUCGAAUAAGUGUCAUUGUAAUGAGAUCCAACUUGCGAUCCGGGCUCAGAAGGGAUUCUCGAGAAGAAUACACAAUUACGCAUCGAAAAUGCAGAGUCUCGACAAGACUGCUAUUUUGACCGCAUUUGUUUCUGGCCCUUACGGUGUACCUCCAAACUGGAGCUCUUAUGAGACUAUUCUUCUAAUCUCCGCUUCUACUGGUGCAUCUUACACCCUCCCCAUCCUCGAAUCAAUCCUCCAUAAUCCCACACCAACAUGUGUGCAGCGAAUUCAGUUCCUUCUUGUGGUCCGCGAGCGUAGCCACAUCGACUUUUAUACGAAACGGUUAGGAAGCGCGCUUGCUCUUGCGGACAAGAAGGGUAUUCAAUUAAUUGUGAAAAUUGCCGUCACCGGCAACGAUGGAGCAUCAAUGACUAGCUCAAAAGCUGAAGAAGGAAGAGCAGGGUAUCAAUCAAGUGAGGAGGAUAAAGAAGAAGAUUCAAAGAUGAAAUCCAUUGCAUCUAGCUCAUCAUCAGAGGCAGGAGGAUGCUGCUGCAAUCCGCGAUCCAGUGGGACGGCAAACGACGAAAUCUCCAUUCGAAGUUCCAAGCGUCAAUCAUAUAACGAUGAAAAGAAUCCAGAUAAAACAGAAUCCCUCGUCACCACCCAACAAAUAUCUCGCGUCUCUGGAGAUUCUCCUCAACCUGGCGGUGGUUGUUGCUGUGCCAAAAAACCGGAGGCGAAAUCAAGCGAGAAAUCACGGAGGGGAGUGAGAGAUAUAAUAUAUUUGAAUGGAAGACCAGAUAUUAGUCAAUUUAUCAGAGGGCCAAUAGAAAUCACGGGAGGAGAAACUGCCAUAACAGUCUGUGGUGGAAAGAGUUUGGUGGCUAAGGUUAGGAAUUCAACAGCCAAGUUGAGUGAUGAGAGAGCGGUGCAUAAAGGAACGGGGGCAAAUGGAAUUUUCUUGCAUGUGGAAGAGUAUUGUUUUUGAGCGAAUUUAGAUAUCCAACACCUAUAUAUUGAUAUUUUCACUAUUCUUGAUCGAAGCCUUUCAGCCUUCACUCUCUCCUCCUGAGCGGCGCAGCUCGGCUCGAGGGUUUCUUGUCUUUGUGAAUUCCACCACUACGCCUGCGAAUUAUGGUGUCUUACGAUCACGUGAUUGGCAUCUUGUGCUCACUUUUUUCUAUCGAGUCUCGAGCUUGUCCUAUCCCAAGGUCCACUAUGUCAGCUUGCUGUUGGUGAAUUUUCUGUCAUAUUUCAAAGAAAACAAAUGCCAAGCAAAUUGACAACCAUUAUCCACCAUGCGAAUAAUAC
Molecule: messenger RNA, 2855 nt
Organism: Botrytis deweyae
Lineage: Eukaryota; Fungi; Ascomycota; Leotiomycetes; Helotiales; Sclerotiniaceae
Exons: 4
Coding region: 463-2532 (689 amino acids)
Biological process (GO): iron ion transport; intracellular iron ion homeostasis; copper ion import
Cellular component (GO): plasma membrane
Molecular function (GO): ferric-chelate reductase activity
Source: RefSeq, a predicted model, not a curated record